Messenger RNA from Talaromyces proteolyticus, 908 nucleotides. RefSeq lists its product as uncharacterized. The coding region runs from base 244 to 876 and encodes 210 amino acids. The record is from RefSeq and is a predicted model, not a curated record. NCBI's taxonomy places the organism in Eukaryota, Fungi, Ascomycota, Eurotiomycetes, Eurotiales, Trichocomaceae. The transcript is spliced from 2 exons.
UGUCUAUAUGCUGGUCUUUUGCACACGCAAUACAUACAUACGCGAAGGCACAUUUUAAUUUUUGUAGCCACUAUACAUAUCAUUUAUCUACUUGAAUUUUCAUCGAAGCCCUAGGUUCAAGAAAGCCAUCAUUGAGAGUAGCUUAGGGUGCCCCCUGCCAUUAUGACUCUACAGGUUCAAACAGUAAACAAAGAAAGCCCUUUACUCUGAAUAUGCUUUGAAUUACUCAAGCAGACCAAAGGCAUGAUGGCCGAGACAAUUUUUGAGGAGGGACAGCUUACUGGAGUCGGACUACAUGAAUCUGAGCGCAUACGUCGACCAGUGAACGAAGGCGCAUUCAAAACGGAAGAGUGCUUAGAGCGAAACCGCGCAAACGAAAACGAAAACGAAAACGAAGAUGACAAUCAUCCCCUUGAUGAGCUUUAUAGACCCUCCCAAGUGAAUGAUAAUCGCCAGCGUCGCCUGUGGAGGUCCUUUUGCUUUCCAUUAGUCGCUGUGCUUGUAGGCCCGAUGAUCGAACCUUCAAGUUUGCCUGCUAUGCUUUGCAGGAAAAAUCCAAGCCCCUGGUUUCAAGAAGUUUAUCCUCGACUAAAUCGAACAUCAAGGCGCAUACGGCGAUCUAUUGACACCUACCAUGGACACAGCCCCCCCGCAGACCAAAUUCAAGACGCCUACGCCAAUACAACACGAAGUGAUAACCCUUUGCACGAGUUAUGCAUUCUUUUCAAAUGCGUCCAAGCACCUAUUGGUGAAGCACCGGUAGAUCCGGACUUUCAGAGCUUGUUAGAGGAAGGCGGGCCGCUGGUGAGAUAUGUCGUGGAGGCGUACAGAAAGCAUAUCGCCAAAGAAAACUACGAUCUUUAUGGGCAAUGUUGAGUGCUAAUAGUGGUAAUGGUGGCUCGUCUGGC